Messenger RNA from Venturia canescens, 2632 nucleotides. It is a transcript of the gene Scamp, whose product is annotated as secretory carrier membrane protein. The transcript has 8 exons. Lineage: Eukaryota; Metazoa; Arthropoda; Insecta; Hymenoptera; Ichneumonidae. The record is from RefSeq and is a predicted model, not a curated record. Gene Ontology annotation, cellular component: trans-Golgi network membrane; recycling endosome membrane. Gene Ontology annotation, biological process: protein transport. The coding region runs from base 302 to 1363 and encodes 353 amino acids.
AUCGAUCAGUCGUACUGUGUGUUUCACGCGACGACGACGUACUUGUGUCUAGAGCACACUCAUUAGGAGAGCACGUAUAAAAUCGUACACAUAUACCUUAUGUUUGCAUAUAUAUUCUUAUAAAUAUAUAUGUAUAAAGUUCGUUGCGGCGAAUAAACGCGAUGUCUCGUCGAUUUUAGGUUUAUAAUAACAAAAAUUAUCGUCAACCAUAAAAAUUUCGUUAGAUCCGUUAAUAGUUUGAAGGACAAGGUGACAUUUUCGAUAUAAAAUAAAGUGUUAAAGCGAUAAGAACGACAGUAUAAUGUCGGGCUUCGACGAGAAUCCCUUUGGCGAGCCAACUGUCAACGAUCCGUUCGCGGAUCCUGCAGUGAGAAAAGCUGCUGCUGCGACUCCGGCAAACAGAGGCAUCGAAGACUACAAUCCGUUUGCUGAGCCUAGCUCUCAAGGAGCAACUCAAGUUCGAGGAGCAGCCAAUCCACCGAUUUACGGCGGUAUCGGCGCAACUCCUCAACCCGCAACUUUACAACCAACCAGCCAAGAAGUUCCUCCUCCCGCUUAUACUCGCAGCCCACAGCAAAACAUUCCUACAUCAAAUUUGGGCAGCACUUUGUCUCCAUCUGCAGAACAACGCGCAGAGGAAGAAUGGAAAACGAGAAGAGAGGAAGAGCUACGAAAUGGGUAUUAUCCGGGACGAAACAAUUGGCCACCAUUGCCAGAUAAAUGUUGCUUUCAACCGUGCUUUUAUCAGGACAUUGAUGUCGACAUUCACACAGACUUUCAGAAAAUUGUCAGACAACUUUACUAUCUAUGGAUGUUUCACAGUCUCGUGCUGAUAUUGAAUGUCGUUGGUGGAUUUGCCAUCAUGCUUAUUGGCGAAGGGGCUGAUGUUUUUGGUCUCGGUCUUCUGUACGUCAUUCUUUUUACGCCGUUCUCGUUCGUUUGUUGGUUCCGCCCUGCUUACAAAGCUUUCAAGAGCGAUAGUUCGAUCAACUUCAUGGUAUUCUUCUUCGUUUUCUUCUUCCAACUUGUCGUCACUAGCAUACAAGCGAUUGGAUUCUAUGGCGCGGGCACUUGCGGUAUUAUCACAGCCAUCAGAAUGUUCAACAAGGGUGGCGCAGGUACAGUCGUUGGCGUGUUCAUUCUGAUAAUCGCUCUUUGUUACUGCGCUGCAGCUGGCGGUGACCUUCUGCUUUUGACGAAAAUUCAUCGCAUGUACCGAACUUCGACCGCAAGUGUAUCGAAGGCCCAACAGGAAUUCGCGACGACAUUUUUACGAAACGAGCACGUACAAAAUGCGGCGGGUAACGUAGCAGCGAGUGCAGUACGGAGUCAAAUGGCGAAUGCGAAUCAGCCGCGUUAUUGAAGUCACAAAAUUUUAGACACACCGUACACUGAACGAUGAGAAAAAUAAAUAUUAUUUAAAAGCAACGGAGUCGAAAAGAAAAAACAGAUGAGAAUGAAAACGAUGAAGAAAUGUACACACGUGCAUUGGACUGAAAUUGCGAAUGUAACGAGGCAAUUCAGACGCCAGAAUUAAUCAAUUACGAAUACAAGGAAGCGCUAAUUAUUUGAGGAUGACAAGUCUGAGUUUAUGAGAACAAAAUGAACAUUUUUGAAACUGAAAUAUAUAUUUACGUAUAUAUUUUAUGUGUCAAAUUCAUCUGGGCUCAUUACGCGACUUUUUUUUUGUUAUGUAUAAAAUUAUUAAUUAUGAAAUUUGUUGAUGAUCGUGCAAACCGAAUUAUUGUCUUGUUUACAAAAAUAAUCGAUGAGCCAUCAGUCUGAUAUCGUAACGACUAAAGCUUGAUCGAAUUUUCAAAUAUUUCCUUACGGUUAUUCUCUUUUUGUCGCAAUUACAGUAUUCUAAAAAUGUUUUUAAAAUUUGUUGGUAGAACGAUUUUUUAUGUUAGGAUGUCUCAAUUCUUUAAAAACUUAAUGGUAAUUUCAAUGGGAUAAAAAACCAUUUACAGUGUAAACAUUCUUGAAUGAAACGAAACAAUUUACUUACACCGUGCGAAACAUGGCGUAAGUUCCGGUUUUUCAAAUUUGAGGCCUCGUCAGCAUCAAGGACACUAAAACCAGUCUGCUUUAAGAGAGAGAGACGUGAAUUAACAAGUGGACAUGAGAACUCGUUAUGUCGAUGAGAAAGCAUUUCUCCAUUUUUUUGUUGAAAUUAAUUUAUUUCAUACAAAGAUUUUUUUACGAAUGAUCUAUCGUAUUUGCAAUUGCAAUUUUUAAUAUAAUUUUUUCUUUUUUGUUUUUUUUUCGUUUUUCAACUUUUGCUAAGUGGCUCAUGCAAUUACAAAUUGCUUUAGGUUAUUUUAGUAAAACAUUUCAAGAAUAAUGGAAUAAAAGAAAAAUGCUUUUUUUUCGAUGUGACAGCACCCGCGCCUCAUGUCUACGAAGUACUUUAAGUUAUUCGAUUUAUAUUUUUUUCUUUUUUUUUUUAUUUCUGUGAUUAAUACGCAAUUAGUCCGAGAUCUCGAAUCCCUCCUCCCGAACCCCUUAGAAUCACGGUUCGGACGAAAGCGCAAUUAACAAUAUAUUUUCUAUAAGAUAAAAGACAAAUUUUAAUGGAAAUGCGAUAGGUAACAAAAACGAAGCUGAAUAAAUGGAAUGCUGUUAUUUAAAA